AUGCCUACUACCUCUGGUACAGUCAGCAGUUUUGACGGAGGGAACAAAAUCAUUGCCACUUUUGUUGUUGAUGGGGUGCAGUGCACCUUCAAUGGCAGCUUCGAUCCCCCAGUUGGAGACUUCAAUAGCUAUGAUGCAAAGCUUGACUACAGCGACAUCAAGCAGUUGACAACUCAGCGAGAAUUCAGUGGGAAAGUCAACUCUCAAAGCCUUGUAAUUGACACGAACAAUGGUGCAAAGAUCACCAGUCACUCCGAUACGCCGAUUUCUCCUGAAAACGUCAAACUUGAACCAAACCCUACUUUUACAACUAUAACUCCUUGUCAAUCAGUCCACAAAGGGUUCCAUUCUUCAACCUUCACCAUGUACAUUCAACCCACCCAAUCAAGCACGAGCCUUCCAAGGCUUUCAGCCCGCGGACAUCCUUACUACUGGCCCUGGGACGACUGGGGUGAUAGCAACAAAAAUCAAAAUCAAAAUAACCAAAACCAAGCAGUGAAACAGGAUAUGAACACCCACAUCAGUGUAAACCCGGGGGGUUCAUCCGGUCGUUCCAAAGCUGCGGCUUCGGAUUCGAACUUUAUGCAUCUGUUGACCUUUGGAUUCAUCGGGGCCAUACUUUUGUUCGUGAUGUUUCUGGGUUGGCAGAGCUCUAAGAAGGAGGAAGAGGAGAAGAAUGCGAACGAGGGUGGAGACGACAAGAAAGAUGAGGAGGCUCCAGCGUCUGCGGACGUUUCGUCCAAGACAAAGCCGAGGCACGAUCCAGCCGAAGUCGAGGCGAAAAUGGCAGCAUGGCAGAGCGCGCUGUACUGGGCAUGA
This is a messenger RNA of Fusarium poae, 819 nucleotides long. RefSeq lists its product as uncharacterized. NCBI's taxonomy places the organism in Eukaryota, Fungi, Ascomycota, Sordariomycetes, Hypocreales, Nectriaceae. The transcript is spliced from 3 exons. Bases 1 to 819 code for a protein of 272 amino acids. The record is from RefSeq and is a predicted model, not a curated record.